Messenger RNA from Aedes aegypti (yellow fever mosquito), 3536 nucleotides. RefSeq lists its product as uncharacterized. The transcript has 4 exons. Lineage: Eukaryota; Metazoa; Arthropoda; Insecta; Diptera; Culicidae. The record is from RefSeq and is a predicted model, not a curated record. Bases 751 to 3363 code for a protein of 870 amino acids.
UCCAAGCUUAGAAGUAGACAGUGUUCAAUUUGGGAUAUAACGUCAGAAAGAAGAAGAAAUUCCUUUGGUCUAUAAAAUCAACAGGUACUCUCUCUCGCCGAAUAUUCUGUAGCACGAAACCAAACUUAUGUAACCGUUUAUAUAGACCCAGUUCAAAAUCAUUUACAUUCGUAUCCGGGAUGCUCCGUUGGAAACUGAUAAAAGAUGUAAACACAAACUUAUCACAAUUCCGUAUCGAGGAAAGUAAGUGGAAGAUGCUCUUACUUUAAUUGGGAUGCGUAAAGAUGUUCAGAUAAAAAUCGAGUAAAAUUUCCUUGGAAGUUGAAGGCUUGCGAAGUUUGACACUGAUUUACAAUACAAUGAUUUCCUACGAAUGCUAAGAAUUGGCAUUCUGACAUAUUAUUCAACUGCUCGUUCGUAAUAGUCUUCGAAGACCAAUUUCACAGUGCAUAACAAUUUCUAUCAGUGUAGUAGUCGAAUGAUGAUUUGUGCGGUGCAAGAGUGCUAAUACUAAAAAAGGCACUUACUUAUUGAUAAUAUUGUCUUAUCAUUUAGUAUGACUUACUGAAGCCUAUAAUUUUGCUGAUUUAAGAGUUCAAACAAUACAGUAUUAGGCGUAUUAGACAACAUUGUAGGAAAACUCAAGUACAUACGUACAAACAGAUAUGAUAAAACGAGCUUCGUUGUUCUUUCGACGAAACCUAGCUCAAGUCGUAGACGGAAUGUUGUUCUUUAGCUUCUAAUUGUCGAAUGGCAAAAACCUUCAUGAAAAAGGACAUGUGGGACGCGGUGGAAAGGAACCGCCGGGAAGAGAAUGAUCGUAACGGCAAGAUAUCCAGGCACUGCAAAACCGUAAUCUUGCCCGACCGACUUCAGGAAGCAGUCGAUCAGCGGGUGAAGUUCUUGGCCAAACAUGGACCUCAGAAGAAUAAGCUGCAGCCGUUGCACACACAGACCUGCUACGUGAUUCACGAAAAUAUAGAGAUUUCGAACCCUGGAGAGACUUCGGUCUACAGCAUCCUUACUGAUGCUCCAGUGUACAAACUAGAACUGGAAGAUGGAUUCGACGAGAAAAUCGGUGGCAAACGAAAGAGUUCAAACGUCCACUACGGAUAUGUGAAGCUGAAGAGCGUGGAGUACAUUAAGCCUAACAACCCAUCGCCCUUAGAUGUCAUUGAUAGGGCCAACGCCGCUAUCUACGGGGAGUCCAGUGGCUUGAACAGAAAUACACUCAAGCAGGGGAAUGCGAAGUCCAGCAGUAUCAGCGAUAGUGACACCAUGGAUGAGGAAGAUGAUGAUGAAGAUGAGGUGAAUGAUGCGCCGAUCGUCAACUUUGGUAAACUCAAGUUCAGAGACAGUAUUGCCAUCAAAAUGCCCAAAUUGACAAACGGAGGAGGAAUCUAUGGAACGAACUCCUUGCUGAAUCCUUCAACAUCUACGAGCUCUACGUCUCCUCCGAGCAGUGAAUACGACUACGCGUACAUAACAGCGAUCAACACUCAUCAACCGCUUAGCGUCAUGAAGAGUGUGAACGAUGACCAACCAAUCAGUACAACGGUACUGCCGGAUUAUUGCGUAACAACGAUUAACUGUUCCUCUGAACUGAAUCAAGGCUACUACUCGGACGAUGAAUCGGACGCCGAUAAACUUCUGUAUCUAGCUAAAAAUGGUCUUCCGAUGAAGUCGAAUCCAACGGAAUACGUUACAGAAAGAAAGCAGUACCUUAAUUCCAAAGGAUUCCUAGCAUAUUUCAUAAACCUGUUUCAAGAUACCCUGGCCUACGACUUGGGCAUCAAGAAAGAGAACCUGGACAACGCGACCUGGAAAGGUGCCAUCAUAUACUGUGACCAAUGGGAGAUUGUACCAGCAGUUGUUUGCCCUUGGCCCCGCGAAGCUUCAGAAUGGAUUCAAAGAAAACGCGAAGUGAAGGUCAAUCCUCUGACCAAGCAGAAGUUCCAAUGGCCAACAGCACCGAUGAUCCAGAAGGUCAAGUCAUUUGGAUGCCACGUGAUACCUACCGGGUACGCCCCGAAGGUUGGAACUAAUCGUCACAGGCAGCUGGAGUGGAAAAUCGUUUUUCCAGAAGCGGAGCGCUAUCUCGAGAGUUGCCUUACGAACACCCAAGUCAAGAUCUACAUGCUCACAAAACUGUUACUAAAAACGUUCGUAGAUCCUGCUCUAGUCACCAACAUGAACAUGUUCGGCAAUGAACAUCUUCGGGCACAUCUUUUUUGGCAAUGCGAAAGUAACUACGCUGCCUGGCCCGAAGACUACAUCGGAGAAGCCUUACUACGCUUCUUGAACGGUUUGUUGGAUCGCAUUAAAACCCACAAACUCCCUGACUACUUCCUGCCCAGUAGGAACCUUUUCGAGAACAUUCCAGAGCGGGUGCUGGUGGAGUUGCACAAACGAAUCUUUCGAAUCACAGAAAACCCCGUCAUGCAUUUGAUGAUAGCCCUGAGAAACAUGAAACUGCCCGGAGGUCAGACAACGUUCUACCCGAAGCUGAAGAUCAAGCGAAUCUACUCGGUGAUGAUAAUCGACAACCCCCUGAAGAUAGUCAACCCGCGCUUCCGAGAUGAGAAUGAAAACCUGGCGGCUGAGGAUUCCGCAGCGGAGGACCAGGAGAAGGAGGUGGCCGUCGGAAUGAUUGCGUACUUCAACGAACAGGAAGUCGAGUCUCGGAAGCAGAGAACGAGAAUCGUUAGAUUCAUGGAAGCCGAGAAGAAAAAGAUCGAACAACAGGAAGAAAGAAGGGUGUCUACGGACUCUAUUGAUUUGAUGUUCUGUUUCAAUUUUCAGUUCAAUCCCCUGAAACACAUGGAAAACCUCCGCCGUCAGCUGAUAUACAACAUUUUCGUGCAGCACUUCAUCGAGAUGGCGCAAGUUUCGUACGUUUUCCGAUCGCUCAACCAGGGUUUGAUCUACCUGAAGCAAGCCGAGCGUAUCUGCAGUUUGCUAACCGACGAUCACGGCAUCGAAGAGUCUCGUCAGUUCCUAACGAAGAUUUUCAGUGUGCGCAACGAGCUCCUGAAGGCGAUCAACAAUGCAUCCUAUCGCCCGGCAUUACCAAAACGGGCCAGCUCGGCCGUACAAAGUCCUCAGCAGCGACGCAUACGGAUGAAGUCCCCUAAGCAAAACGGCCGCAAAGGCCGACCGUCGUACAGCAACGUAAGUCCUGAUUCACACUCGCAGGAGAAUACACCACGGCAGACACCGGAACGCAUCCGGAAACGGUCGGCACGUCAAGUGGCAACUACCGCGCAGGUCCACAGUCCGGUGCGGACAUCACCGCCGACCUCGACGUCCGAUGAGCAGGAGGACAUUUCCAGGCUUUUGGGGAACAUAACCAUUGGCGCAUAGGCUUAGCGAAGUUGUACUUUUUGUUCUUUUGAAUUAUUUAAUAGCUUGAUUGAGUGAUUACAUCUUGAGACCAAUUUCUGUGAUACCGAGAAUGCUUAGCGCAUUAAUGGAAUGCUUUUGUAUAAGGUGGAAUGUAGUUGUGCAGCACUAAAUAAAGUUAGAUUGAAAAAUAA